Molecule: messenger RNA, 2049 nt
Organism: Baudoinia panamericana UAMH 10762
Lineage: Eukaryota; Fungi; Ascomycota; Dothideomycetes; Mycosphaerellales; Teratosphaeriaceae
Exons: 3
Coding region: 1-2049 (682 amino acids)
Source: RefSeq, a predicted model, not a curated record
AUGAAGACGGGUAUUACUUCUGUUCUUUUACUUGGCGCAGUGACCGCUUUGCCGUUGAAGCGUAGUGAGAUCUCCUUCUUGAAGAGUAAGACCGACGAUGCAGUGGUAUUCCAGCUUGGCAACAUCACUUACCUCGCCAACACGAAGUAUCCGAAAGCUACCAUCAGCCUGACCGGCGACCGCAACUUCCACGCUUUCAGCGGUGGUCGGACUAGCUUCCCGAUUACCGUCGUCAGCUCUAAUACUUCCAGUAUAACACAGCAAUCUCUCAGCGCUACUAUUGGAAGCUAUGCCAGCGAUGAUGUCUGGACCCCUGACUUUCUUGAAAGCGUAUAUAUCUCGUCCACAGUCGCUUCGCCAGGCAUGGGAAGCGCAGCCCUAACCUAUCUGGCAUCGCUCAAUGUCACCGAAACUUUCCUGGACAGCGCUCUAGCUGGCGGUCGAAUGCCGGCUGCCACGAUAUGCAACUCUCUCAAUAGUUCUGUGGUCCCUCCUGGCCCAUAUUUGGCAGUGCUCAGCGACGCUUCUUUAAGUCUUGCUCCUGUUUACCGGUUGUAUGAAGACACUUAUAGAGACUUUCUGUUCGGAACGUAUGAAUCUGGAGAUGGUAGCGGCAACUUCACAUCAGCAGAUUUGGCACUGCCGAACUUCGGCUACCCGUUGAUCCCUGUACCAUCACGCCUCUACUAUUGGAACGAUCCUCGACCCUUCGCUGGAUUCCGUGUGGCUAUCAAAGACCUCUUUGAUAUCAAAGGACUGGUAACUUCAGGAGGCUCACAGGCAUGGGCCUACAUCAGUUCGCCGGCCAACGCCACUGCGCCGUCCAUUCAGCGCAUCCUGGACCUCGGUGGAACGUUUGUAGGAAAGUAUAAGCUGGCACAAUUUGCGUCUGGAGCGAACCCGUGGGAAUGGCAGGACGAGCAUUAUCCAUUCAAUCCUCGCGGUGACGGCUGGCUUACAUGUUCCGCGUCGUCGUCUGGUGGCGGCUGCUCGAUAGCAGCUUAUGACUGGCUGGACUAUGCGAUUGGUAGCGAUACCGGCUCGUCCAUGAGGCGCCCUGCUGCCGUGUCCGGGACAUACGGCAACCGGCCCAGUCAAGGUAUGAUCACCCUCGACGGUGUUAUUCCACUUGGAGGAGCCACAGACACUGCCGGCGUGUUCUCACGAGAUCCAUACAAAUGGGCGUAUUUUGCGAAGCAAUGGUACACGCCGUCUCUACACCAGAGCUCGAAUGUCACCGGACUGGCGGCGUUGAGCGUACCGGACAAUGACGGUUUCCCAAAGACGAUUCUCUUUCCAACAGAUUAUCUUCCGUUGAAUAACUCGGCAGCCGAACCCAUCCUUGAUGCGCUCAUAGCCAACAUGAGCUCCCUCUUCGGUAUGACGGUCAAGCGCUUUAACUUCACCGCCACCGUCCAAGCUGCGGUAAAUCCCGCCGUCAAUAAUAUUGUUGCGCUCAAUAACGGCCCUCUUGGCAUCAUCAACUCGUACACACAGUGGGAAGUUAUCGGCAAGCCAUUGGUGACAACUUGGGCUCGCUUAUUCGAUGGCCGUUUCCCGCCGAUCGACUCUGCUCGGCGUGCCGGCUGGCGGGCCUAUAAUGAGACGCGGAACUCUUUCACAGCGUACAACAACGCUCUGGAGCAGAAGAAUGCAGCUGUCGAGUGGUACGAGACGUACGUUCAGUAUUCGACUGCAGACUCCUGCUCCGAAAGUGUCAUGCUCUACGAUAUCGGUACAGGCGGAUUACCAUCUUACCGUGAGCAGAAUCUCAACAAUAAUCCAAACGCUUCCUUUCUGGCAAUUACGCCAAAAGGUGCCGCGGUCACCGGCGCAAGCAUUUGUCCUUUGUAUGGGUGCGCAGAUUACACCAUACCAAUCGGCCAAGUACCGUACUACAGUCAAGUAACAUAUCACACGGAGAUGGUACCGGUGACGAUCAACAUGGUGGUGAAGCGUGGCUGUGACUUUGUACUUUUCAACAUGAUCGAGAGGCUAGCAGAUGCAGGCGUGCUAAAAGCGGUGAAGACCGGAACGACAGCCUUUUGA